Molecule: messenger RNA, 1364 nt
Organism: Dipodomys spectabilis (banner-tailed kangaroo rat)
Lineage: Eukaryota; Metazoa; Chordata; Mammalia; Rodentia; Heteromyidae
Gene: Abt1
Product: activator of basal transcription 1
Exons: 3
Coding region: 15-815 (266 amino acids)
Biological process (GO): endonucleolytic cleavage to generate mature 5'-end of SSU-rRNA from (SSU-rRNA, 5.8S rRNA, LSU-rRNA); endonucleolytic cleavage in ITS1 to separate SSU-rRNA from 5.8S rRNA and LSU-rRNA from tricistronic rRNA transcript (SSU-rRNA, 5.8S rRNA, LSU-rRNA); endonucleolytic cleavage in 5'-ETS of tricistronic rRNA transcript (SSU-rRNA, 5.8S rRNA, LSU-rRNA)
Cellular component (GO): nucleolus
Molecular function (GO): RNA binding
Source: RefSeq, a predicted model, not a curated record
UCGUACCGGCCAACAUGGAGGGAGAGGAGUCGCUGCGCCCCACCGAGCCGGACCUUCUGGAAGGGACAGACCAGAAGCCAGAGUUGGAGGAGGAGCAGAGUGAACCCGACGAAGCGGCUCGCGGCAGCAAGAAGCGGAUCGUUCCAGGGAUUGUGUACUUGGGCCACAUCCCGCCGCGAUUCCGGCCCUUGCACGUCCGCAACCUUCUCAGCGCCUACGGUGAGGUCGGACGCGUCUUUUUCCAGGCUGAAGAUCAGUUUGUGAGACGCAAGAAGAAGGCGGCAGCUGCUUCGGGAGGAAAAAAGGGAUCCAAGUACAGCAAAGACUAUACUGAGGGCUGGGUGGAAUUCCGAGACAAACGCAUAGCCAAGCGGGUGGCAGCCAGUCUACACAACACGCCUAUGGGUGCCCGCAAGCGCAGCCCCUUCCGUUACGAUCUUUGGAAUCUUAAGUAUUUGCACCGUUUCACAUGGUCCCAUCUCAGUGAACACCUUGCCUUUGAGCGCCAGGUGCGCCGGCAGCGUCUGAGAGCAGAGGUGGCUCAGGCCAAGCGUGAGACUGACUUCUAUCUUCAAAGUGUGGAAAGAGGAAAACGCUUCCUUGCUGCUGAUGGUGAUACAGCUCGUCCUGAUAGCUCCUGGGCGUUUGCCCAGCGUCCCACAGAACAGGAGCUAAGGGCCAAGAAAGCUGCACGCCCAGGAGGACGGGAAAGGGCUCGACUGGCUAAUGCCGAGGACCAGGCCCGUUCUAACCGAGGUCUCCUUGCCAGGAUUUUUGGAGCCCCCUCAUCUUCAGAGAAUGUGGAGGAAUCCUAGCAAGCCAGGGACUUCUAAGAGACAGAGUGGUCUUCACCUAGCACAGCCCUGCUUCUUGUCUACCUCAUGCUAGAAUGAUGAAUGACUGCCCAUGCUCACAUUUUCUGUUUUUCUCAGUCCAGGAGUUGCUGGUGAAGUCUCAGACAUGGAGCUUUUGUUAAACCUCUUUGCUGCUCCAACACUCUUAAGUGCCAGGAUGAAAUAACUUAUUUCAUACUAACAUGGUUAUGACUAUAGUAAAUGCCUGUUUCAUUUUGUUUGACUUGUGGUUCUUUACCCCUUUUUCACUGGGGUCACUUCUGGCCUCCCAAAUGGCCUUUGUUUUCAACUAAAGUGACUAACAUUAGUCUGUAUAUUGACUACAGGUAAGGGUAGCAGCAACGUCUAUUGUAUUUAGAAAAGGUUUUCAGGUAUUGUAGUUAUUGGGUUGGGGAACCUUUUUCCAAGAUGUAUUUAUAGAAGAAAAAAAUUAAAAUAUGUUUAUAGAUGCUUUUUUAGCUUUAGGGGUGAGAGUCAUUGAAUGUUUCAACUUUGAUCUUGUUCCAGUCA